Messenger RNA from Trichechus manatus latirostris (Florida manatee), 1351 nucleotides. It is a transcript of the gene ADRM1, whose product is annotated as ADRM1 26S proteasome ubiquitin receptor. Gene Ontology annotation, molecular function: endopeptidase activator activity; proteasome binding. The record is from RefSeq and is a predicted model, not a curated record. The coding region runs from base 5 to 1228 and encodes 407 amino acids. Gene Ontology annotation, cellular component: cytoplasm; proteasome regulatory particle, lid subcomplex; nucleus. Lineage: Eukaryota; Metazoa; Chordata; Mammalia; Sirenia; Trichechidae. The transcript has 9 exons.
CAGGAUGACGACUUCAGGUGCCCUGUUUCCAAGCCUGGUGCCAGGUUCCCGCGGCUCGUCCAACAAGUAUUUGGUGGAGUUUCGGGCAGGAAAAAUGUCACUGAAAGGAACAACGGUCACCCCGGACAAGCGGAAGGGGCUGGUGUACAUUCAGCAGACCGACGACUCCCUCAUUCACUUCUGCUGGAAGGACAGGACGUCGGGCAGCGUGGAGGACGACUUGAUUAUCUUCCCUGAUGACUGUGAAUUUAAGCGGGUGCCUCAGUGCCCCAGCGGGAGGGUCUAUGUGCUCAAGUUCAAGGCAGGAUCCAAGCGGCUCUUCUUCUGGAUGCAGGAGCCGAAGACGGAUCAGGAUGAGGAGCACUGUCGGAAGGUCAAUGAGUACCUGAACAACCCCCCGAUGCCCGGCACGCUGGGGGCCAGCGGCAGCGGCAGCCACGAGCUCUCUGCACUCGGCGGUGAGGGCGGCCUGCAGAGCCUGCUGGGAAACAUGAGUCACAGCCAGCUCAUGCAGCUCAUCGGACCGGCUGGCCUGGGAGGACUCGGUGGGCUUGGGGCCCUGACUGGGCCGGGCCUGGCCAGCUUACUGGGGAGUGGAGGGCCUCCGGCCAGCAGCUCAUCGUCCAGCUCCCGGAGCCAGUCAGCUGCCGUCACCCCCUCCUCCACCACCUCUUCUGCCCGCACCACCCCAGCCCCUUCUGCACCAGCAGCCGCCUCUGCGACCAGUCCGAGCCCCGCGCCCAGUUCAGGUAAUGGAACCAGCACAGCAACAAGCCCAACCCAGCCCAUCCAGCUGAGUGACCUGCAGAACAUUUUAGCCACUAUGAACGUGCCAGCGGGGGCAGGCGGCGGCCAGCAAGUCGAUCUGGCCAGCGUGCUCACGCCCGAGAUCAUGGCGCCCAUCCUGGCCAACGCCGACGUCCAGGAGCGCCUGCUGCCCUACCUGCCCUCGGGGGAGUCUCUGCCCCAGACCGCGGAGGAGAUCCAGAACACGCUGACCUCCCCCCAGUUCCAGCAGGCCCUGGGCAUGUUCAGCGCGGCCUUGGCCUCGGGGCAGCUGGGCCCCCUCAUGUGCCAGUUUGGCCUGCCAGCGGAGGCCGUGGAGGCUGCCAAUAAGGGCGAUGUGGAAGCAUUUGCCAAAGCUAUGCAGAACAGUGCCAAGUCAGAGCCGAAAGAGGGCGACGUGAAGGACAAGAAGGACGAGGAGGAGGACAUGAGCUUGGAUUAAGUCAUCUGGGUGUCUGAGGAGCGGAGAGGCUCCGUAGUGGUAACUUCAGUAGUGGCGUUUGUGGCUCCUUGCAGACCUUUGCAUCUGUCUAAACUUCCUCAUAAAUAAAAGUCUUUUCUUUUA